Messenger RNA from Stegastes partitus (bicolor damselfish), 2510 nucleotides. RefSeq names its product CWF19 like cell cycle control factor 1 (gene cwf19l1). Gene Ontology annotation, biological process: mRNA splicing, via spliceosome. Gene Ontology annotation, molecular function: RNA lariat debranching enzyme activator activity. Lineage: Eukaryota; Metazoa; Chordata; Actinopteri; Pomacentridae. The transcript is spliced from 13 exons. The record is from RefSeq and is a predicted model, not a curated record. Gene Ontology annotation, cellular component: post-mRNA release spliceosomal complex.
CGACGGACGGUGCGUUGCAGCUGCUAAAAUCCAAAAAACACACAUUUUGAGCACUGAAAGCCAAAAAGAAGAGAUGGGGGAGCAGCCGGUCCGAGUGUUGGCGUGUGGGGAUGUCGAAGGUCGUCUGAGCGCUCUGUUCAGUCGAGUCCAGGCCAUCCAGAAGAAGACCGGACAGUUUGACCUGCUGUUGUGCGUCGGAGAGUUUUUCGGGACGACGCCGGAGGCCGAAGCAGAGUGGCAGCAGUACAAGACUGGAGCCAAGAAAGCUCCCAUCCACACCUACAUCCUCGGGGCAGCGAGUCAGGAGAUGGUGAAGCACUUUCCCAACGCUGAUGGUUGCGAACUGGCUGAAAACAUCACGUAUCUGGGUCGGCGAGGCGUGUUCACCGGCGUGUCGGGGCUGCAGAUCGCCUACGUCAGCGGUCGGGAGGCCCUUCAGGAACCGGCGCCGGCUCACUGCUUCACCUCCAAAGACCUGUCGGCCCUCGUGACGCCUCUGACCGGCAACUCCAAGUUCAGGGGCGUCGACAUCCUGCUGACGUCGCAGUGGCCGCGAGGAGUCUGGCACUUCGGGAACAACCCGGACGUGAACACGAAGUUCUGUGGAAGCAGCUCCGUCGCCACCCUCGCCGACAAACUGAAACCGCGGUACCACUUCGCUGCACUAGAGGGCGCUCACUACCGACUGUUUCCAUCCCCAAAGCAUCAUGGGAACUUAUCCUGACUGUAAGUUUUAGCACUCAUACUUUCCUUGUGUCUGCAGUAUCUGUACGCCUUCAACAUCAUCCCCAUGAAGACCAUGGACCCGUCAGAGCUGGUGAAGCAGCCUCAGGACACGACCGAAAACCCGUACAGACGCCCCAACAAAGACAAGACGGACGCUCACAAGACGGCGUUCAGCGGCGCAGAGGAGGAGGAACCGGUCAACCAGUUCUUCUUCGACCUGAGCACGAAGCAGGGCGGAGCUUAUCGAGGCCGCGGCAGGAAACGACCGUCGGACGGCGACAGACACCAACAGUGGCAACAGAAGCAGCCGCGCAAACACCCUCAGCCGUCUGGUCCCUGCUGGUUCUGUCUGGCCAGUCCUCAGGUGGAGAAACACCUGGUCAUCAGCAUAGGAAGUCACUGCUACCUGGCUCUGGCUAAAGGCGGACUGACGCCCCACCACGUCCUCAUCCUGCCCAUCGGCCACUACCAGUCGGUGGUGGACCUGAGCUCGGAGGUGGUCGAGGAGAUGGAGAAGUACAAGUCGGCGCUGAGGAGCUUCUACAAGAGCAAAGGCGAACGCUGCAUCCUGUUCGAGAGGAACUACAGGAGUCAGCAUCUGCAGCUGCAGGUGGUGCCGGUGCCGCUGGACCGCUGCACCACCGACGACAUCAAGGAGGCGUUCGUGGUCCAGGCCCAGGAGCAGCAGAUGGAGCUGAUGGAGAUCCCCGAACACACCGACCUCAAACAGAUCGCUCCUCCCGGGACGCCGUACUUCUACGUGGAGCUGGACUCGGGGGAGAAACUCUUCUACCGCAUCCAGAAACAUUUUCCUCUGCAGUUUGGACGGGAGGUUCUGGCCAGCGAGGCGCUGCUCAACAUCCCGACUCGGGCCGACUGGAAGGAGUGCAAACAGACCAGAGAGGAGGAGGAAGAAAGCUGCAAGCAGCUGAGAGACGACUUCCAGCCGUUCGACUUCGCCUGGGAGGACUAGAGCGCACACGAGUCUGUGCAGCCGUCUACGGGGACCGUGUUGGCUACGAGGACCUCAGACCUCAUGUCCCAGAAGGUCCAGAACCCAACAUGGUCUCCAUGAAGAGACGUUUACAGCCUCAGCCUGGAGCAUCGUCUGUUUGUUUCUGCUCUCAGAGGAAUACUUUGACAUUAUCCAUCGAUCAGGAUCACCCUCACAUGUAGAAGCAAAGCUAUAGCUAACAGCUGGUUAGCUUAGCAUAGCACAAACCCAAACCAGUUAGCUGCUGAGUUGAGAUUUUGUUUCCUUUCGAUGGAGCUAAGCUAACAGUUCCCCCCAGUUUCUAGCCUUUAUGCUAAGCUAACCAGCUGCUAACUCCAGCACAGGCUUGAAGCUGGAAUCAAUCCUGUUACUUACAUCAGCAAGAAUAUUAACUUCCCAAAGUGUCAAAGUAUUCCUUCACAUCAGGGUUUAGUGUUUUAUAAACCUUUUUUUUUUUUAAUAAACAGUUGAUGCUGGUAAAAAAUAAUGUUUUAUAAAAAGAGAAAAGUCUCCCAUUAAAGUUUAGUAGAUUUUUUUUUUGAUGCAGAAUUUAAUUUCAGAGUCUUCAUCUGUUAAAGUGAAGAUAAAAUUCUCAAACCCUCUCAGUUUGUUUUUGUUUUUCAGGCUCAAACAUCAGUAAUCACAAGCUGACAAACCGUAAAACCACAACCAGCAGAUCAUGAGUCUUUGACGUCGUUUCUAUCGAGGCCUUUUUGUUUCUGGGUGAAAAAGUUUUUAAAAGUAUUUCUUGUAUUUUGUAAAUGAGCAACAAUUAAACUCUUAUUUUCGA